AUGCGGUCCUUUACCAAACAGACGUCUACUUGCCUAUUGCUUUCGCUUUCCUCGCUAUUCUCAUUGACAACAGCAACGCCCCAGGCUGAGUUCAAUGAGGAGUAUGACUUCGUCAUCGCGGGUGCUGGUUUGGUUCUAGCGAAUCGCCUGACGGAGUCCGGCAAGUUCACAGUACUCGUACUGGAAGCUGGACCCAGUCCCGAGCAAGUCCUCGCAUACGAAUCACCAGGAGGCAACCAGUUUCUCAAGGGCAGCUUGAUCGAAUGGGGCUUCACUACCACUCCGCAAGAGCACUUGGGCAACCGUACUCUACAGUACCUUCGUGGACGUGGUCUCGGUGGCUCUAGCGCGAUCAACGGUCUCUACUACGCCCGAGGUUCAGCCAGUGUAUAUGACAGCUGGGUCGAGGCUGGAAACAACGGAUGGGGCUGGAACGAUAUUUACCAUUACUUCAAGAAGAGCACCAAGAUCAACCCGCCAGCCUUGUCACCAGAGCUCUCUCAAUUUACGAUGAAGUACAAGACGUAUGAACCCACUGCCUACGGAGACGGGCCCCUGCAGCUCAACUUCCAAGGCUAUGUUGCACCUUCUACUGAAGCGUUCGUCGUUGCAUGCUCUGAAGCUGCGAAUAUUCCUAUCGUUCAAGAUUUGAACCUUGGAAAUAGUGAAGGUGUCAAGCACGGCACCAUCACGAUGGACGAUAAACUCAGGAGAAGCUCGAGCUACGACAGUUUCUACAAGCAAGCUGCUAACCGGACCAAUCUCAAAGUCCUGCACGACGCACCUGUUUCUGGACUUAUCAUGGACACUACAGGUAGCAAGCCUCGUGCUAUCGGCGUCAACUACAUUGAACAGCGUACCGCCUUGGUCAACCGAGUCCGAGCUCGCAAGGAAGUCAUUGUCAGCUUGGGUGCUUUCCAAUCACCCCAGCUACUCAUUACCUCCGGCAUUGGCCCCAAAGCAGAGCUUGAGAAGCACGCCAUCACACCCGUUGUCAUCAACGAGAAUGUUGGUCAGCACCUCAACGACCACUCCGUCUUCAGCAUCAUGGCCCGGGUCCAAGACGGCGCCUCAACCACCGACAUGUCGCGCAACGCCAGUAGCCUACGCGCCGCCCAGAAUCUCUUCUACACCAACCUAACAGGUCAGUACACCGCGCCCUCGGGUGUAACCAACGGCUUCCAAAAGUUCUCUGAGCAACAACUCCGCGACAUGAACGCAACUGCCGUCAUCGAUGCCGGUCUCACCAACCAAACGCACGUCGAGUACCUAUUCGAGAGUGUGUGGUACCCGUGGAUCCCAACACCAUUCUAUGCGCCCCGGGGUAACGAAUCCUACAUGUCCCUCACUGCAUCCAGCAUGGUGCAGCUCUCGCGCGGUUCAAUCACACUACGCUCAGGCUCAAUGUCAGACUUGCCCCUCGUCAACAGCAACUACUACGCCGACCCCACCGACGCCGCGAUCGCUAUUGAGUCCUUCAAGUACCUCCGUGCCAUGCUGCGCCACCCGGCCCUGUCGCAAUUCACCAUCGGCCCCAACUCCGGCGAAGUCAGCCCCGGCCCUGCCGUCGCGGACGAUGACCACGAGGCUAUCCUCAAGUACGUCAAGGCAAACACUAUCCCUAACUGGCACGCUACUGGCACCGUUCGCAUGUUGCCAGAGGACAAGGGUGGUGUGGUAGACGAGAGGUUGAGGGUCUAUGGUGUUGAUGGCUUGAGGGUUAUUGACUGCAGUAUCGUUCCUAUUCUGCCUGAUGCCAACAUCUUGGCAAGUAUCUACAUGGUUGCUGAGAAGGGUGCGGAUAUGGUGAGAGAGGACAACGGAGAUGAGAGGACCUAUUAGAAGUUAGAAGUUUGAUUUUUCUGCUGGAUAAGCUUGGGAUUGGAGGAACUUAACUGGUAUUAAGCAAAGGAGGUUGUUGUUUAAUGUGUAGUUGAAUUCAAUUCGAUAUUUACUUCUAUC
Molecule: messenger RNA, 1962 nt
Organism: Pyrenophora tritici-repentis Pt-1C-BFP
Lineage: Eukaryota; Fungi; Ascomycota; Dothideomycetes; Pleosporales; Pleosporaceae
Source: RefSeq, a predicted model, not a curated record